Molecule: messenger RNA, 3479 nt
Organism: Tripterygium wilfordii
Lineage: Eukaryota; Viridiplantae; Streptophyta; Magnoliopsida; Celastrales; Celastraceae
Product: pentatricopeptide repeat-containing protein At4g39530
Exons: 1
Coding region: 91-2712 (873 amino acids)
Biological process (GO): RNA modification
Molecular function (GO): RNA binding; protein binding
Source: RefSeq, a predicted model, not a curated record
UCCGCGGCCCAUCUUAUUUAACAAACGAGCCCUAAAAUAAAGCUUGCAGAUGAGUCGAUUGGGCCGCUCGUGGCUUUCGUACGGCAGCCCAUGAGCAGUUAUGUGGAUUCCGCCAAUCACCAUCCAUACAUGCCGGUGACCGUUGAAGUGGAAGAGAGGUGUGAAUAUGCAAUGAGAAGCCACUGCCUCUGUUUCAAAAGCUUUCUCAACUCAGCUCACAAGCAUUCCUUGAAGUUCUCUACUUCGGCAUCUUCUCUUAUUCUUCAAUCACAAAACCCAUAUCUCCCAACCCUCGAAGUUCCAGACAGAAGGCGCGAACUCGAGAGACUGUUACUGUCACCCCCUCAAAAUCAUGACCCCGUCGCCUCCUACAAGCAAGUCCACGCCCAAGUUGUUGUUUCCGGAUUUGAAGCCUUUUCUUUUUUUGGCAAUAUUCUCAUCAACGGGUAUUCAAAGGCUGCUUGUUUGCGGGAGGCACGUAAAUUGUUUGAUAAAAUGCCUAUCCGAAAUUUGGUUUCUUGGUCUUCAGUGAUUUCGAUGUAUGCAAAACAUGGUUUUGGUGAGGAGGCUUUACUGGUUUUUCUUGAAUUCUUGAAAUGCUAUGAUGAGACUCCCAAUGAAUAUAUCCUAGCCAGCGUAAUUCGUGCCUGUGCGCAACUGGGUGGUGGUGGUAGUGAAGGUGGACAAUUGCAUGGCUACGUUGUUAAAAGUGGUUUUGAACAAGAAGUCUACGUGGGCACCACUUUAGUUGAUUAUUACGCUAAAAUUGGCAGUACAGAUGAAGCAAGGAUGGUUUUCGAUAGCUUGUCUGUGAAAACUACCGUUACGUGGACUACAAUUAUUACGUCAUAUGUGAAAGGUGGUAACGGCGAAGUCUCGUUGAAGUUGUUUAACCAAAUGAGGGAAAAUAAUGUUGUCCCUGACAAAUAUGUACUGUCCAGUGCCUUGAGUGCGUGCUCCAUGCUUCGAUUUAUUGAAGGUGGCAAGCAAGUUCAUGCUCAUGUGUUGAGGAGAGGAGGAGAAAUGGAUCUUUCAGUUACUAAUGUGCUACUAGAUUUUUACACAAAGUGUGGCAGAGUAAAAACUGCGAGAAAACUAUUUGAUCAGAUGGCUGUACGAAAUGCAAUUUCAUGGACUACAAUGAUAGCCGGGUAUAUGCAGAAUUCCCUUAAUAGGAAAGCAAUGAAGCUUCUUGCUGAGAUGACAUGUCUGGGUUGGAAACCUGAUGGCUUUGCUUGCACCAGUGUUCUUACAUCAUGCGGCUCACUUGAGGCUUUAGAACAGGGAAAGCAAGUGCAUGCUUAUACCAUAAAGGUCAAUCUUGAGUAUGAUGAUUUUGUGAAAAAUGGUUUGAUCGACAUGUACUCAAAAUGCAAUUCCUUGACUGAUGCAAGAAGAGUUUUCGAUGUUAUGGAUGACCACAAUGUGAUAUCUUACAAUGCAAUGAUUGAAGGGUACUCCAGACUGGAGAAGUUGCCUGAAGCAUUGGAACUGUUCUAUGAAAUGAGGCUUAGGUUGUUCCCACCAGGCCUUUUGACAUUUGUUAGCCUUCUCGGUGUAUCUGCUGCAUUAUCAGUCUUGGAAUUGAGUCGGCAGAUUCAUGCUCUGAUCAUCAAAUUUGGGGUUUCUUUUGAUAUAUUUGCUGGCAGUGCUCUGAUAGAUGUUUAUUCCAAGUGUUCACGUAUUAAAGACGCAAGGCUCAUAUUUGAGGAGAUGAAUGACAAAGAUAUUGUAGUGUGGAAUGCAAUGUUUUCUGGCUAUGUUCAACAGUUAGAAAGUGAGGAGGCUCUUAAACUCUACUCAAAGUUACAGUUAUCAAAACAAGAACCUGAUGAAUUCACUUUUGCUGCUCUAGUUGGAGCAACAAGUAAUCUCGCAAGUCUCCAACAUGGUCAGCAGUUCCAUAAUCAGCUCAUCAAAGUGGGUCUAGACUUCAAUCCAUUUGUCACAAGUGUGCUUGUCGAUAUGUAUGCUAAGUGUGGAAGCGUUGAAGAGGCUCGUAGAGCAUUUAGUUCUACACUUCAGAGAGAUGUCGUGUGUUGGAAUUCUAUGAUUUCAACAUAUGCACAUAAUGGAGAAGCUGAGAAGGCUCUUCAUGUUUUUAGAGAGAUGAUAAAUGAGGGAAUAACCCCUACCUAUAUCACAUUUGUGGGUGUUCUAACAGCAUGUGGCCAUGCAGGUUUAGUAGAAGAAGGCCUUCGUAACUUUGAAUUGAUGUCGAGUUUUGGAAUAGAACCAGGGACAGAGCACUAUGCUUCCGUGGUUUCCCUUUUUGGUCGAGCAGGUAAACUAUAUGAAGCAAGGGAGUUCAUUGAAAAAAUGCCUGUGAAGCCAGAAGCAGUGGUAUGGAGGAGCUUGCUCGGUGCAUGUAGGAUUGCUGGUAAUGUUGAGCUAGGAAAAUAUGCAGCAGAGAUGGCAAUAUCAGAUGAUCCACAGGACAGUGGGUCAUACAUCUUACUUUCAAAUAUUUUUGCUUCUAAAAGCAUGUGGGUGGAUGUCAAGAAGAUGAGAGAGAGAAUGGACCUCAACAGAGUAGUCAAAGAACCUGGUUGUAGUUGGAUUGAAGCCAAUAAUAAGGUUAAUGUGUUUAUUGCUAGGGAUAAAACUCACUGCGAGGCUGAUUUGAUUUACUCGCUUCUGGAUAAUUUGAUUAUGCAUAUGAAAGGGAUUGGUUAUAUACAUGAUACUAUUACCCUUCUGGUUAAUGAUUGAGGGAAAAAGGUGUGAGCAUUUGCUCCUGGAAAAAUUUGAGCACUAGCACUCUUGAGUCUUGACCUAUAAUCUGAUUAGACCUUGCAUCAUCAGCUGAGAAAGUGGAAACUUCUUCGGGCUACUCGAAGUGGAAAUUGAGAUUAUUACAGCUUUAGCAUCUGAAAUUUUUUACCCAACUGUCAGAUAGAAUAGAAGCUGCUUUGGCAGCCGGGCGCUUACUCCCUCUCUGUGCCAUGUGCAUUGUGACAGUCCUUAGUGAGAAGGAAAAGGUCCUCUGGGACAUGUUGGGCUAGGAUUUGGAGUAGUUUGAUGCAGUUGAAGUGGUGCUGCAGAACCAAACACCUUGCCAGUGAGAGGGGGAGGCAGCACAGCCAUUUCCAAACAAAAACUGAUCCGGGUUUUAUCAAACGACUCGAGCUUCUUAGGCAUGGUGACAAAAGGGGUAAGAUUAUAGGACAUAGGUGGCUUAUUGCAGCUACUUGAAUCGUUAAUCAGCAACGCAUAGAAGGGUAGCGUGAAGUGAUGAUAUGCUUUCUGAAUUGCGAGCAAGUAGAUCAAUGAGAUGGCCGUGAUAAAAUGGAAUGCCCUAUUUUGCCUAUUUUUUCUUGGUCUUAAUCCAGUGGGAUUAAGAAUUUAUUUGAAGUCAACUGAUGAGGAAUUUCAAUGUAAAAUUCUGGUUGGAGCCAGUUACGUAAUUUAUAUAUGUUGUUAUGGAACCAUGAGUAACAUAAUCAGAUUUGACCGAGAUUGUGGAGGUUCUGAAUGCA